This is a messenger RNA of Salarias fasciatus (jewelled blenny), 716 nucleotides long. RefSeq names its product cardiac myosin light chain-1 (gene cmlc1). Bases 1 to 597 code for a protein of 198 amino acids. The record is from RefSeq and is a predicted model, not a curated record. Gene Ontology annotation, cellular component: myosin II complex. The transcript has a single exon. Gene Ontology annotation, molecular function: calcium ion binding. Lineage: Eukaryota; Metazoa; Chordata; Actinopteri; Blenniiformes; Blenniidae.
AUGGCUCCGAAGAAGGUGGAACCGAAGAAGACGGAAGUGAAGAAGCCGGAGGUGAAGAAGGAGGAGGUGAAGAAGGAGGAGGCGGCCCCGGCGCCCCCCCCUGCCGCCGCCGAGGCGGAGCCGCCGCCCCCGGUGGUGGUGGAGUUCAGCCCGGAGCAGGUGGAGGAGUUCCGGGACGCCUUCACGCUGUUCGACGAGACGCCGGGCGGCGAGAUGAAGAUCCGGCUGGCGCAGUGCGGCGACGUGCUGCGGGCGCUCGGACACAACCCCACCAACGGCGAGGUGCUGAAGCUGCUGGGCCGGCCCAAGGCGGAGGAGCUGAACUCCACCCUCAUGGACUUCCAGGCCUUCCUGCCCGUGCUGCAGCAGGUGGCCAGGAGCCGGGAGCAGGGCGGCCUAGAGGACUUCGUGGAGGGCCUGAGGGUCUUCGACAAGGAGGGCAACGGCACGGUGAUGGGGGCGGAGCUCCGCCACGUGCUCGCCACGCUGGGCGAGAAGAUGACGGAGGACGAGGUGGACCGGCUGAUGGCGGGACAGGAGGACGCCAACGGACACGUCAACUACAGCGACUUCGUCAAGCACAUCCUGGCCGGCUAGAGCCGCAGAGCUCCGCCUCCUGCUGCUGCUCCUCCUGCUGCUCCUCCUGCUGCUCCUCCUCCUGCUGCUCCUCCUGCUGCUCCUCCUGCUGCUCCUCCUGCUGCUCCUCCUCCUGCUGC